Molecule: messenger RNA, 6736 nt
Organism: Myodes glareolus (Bank vole)
Lineage: Eukaryota; Metazoa; Chordata; Mammalia; Rodentia; Cricetidae
Source: RefSeq, a predicted model, not a curated record
GGCCGUGCCCCAGCCGGGUCUCAUCUGUGCUCCGCUGUGGUCUCUCUGCCCAAGUCUGCCUGACUGGACCACACAACUUCCAGGCUUUUCCGUCCCGGACAGUUAAUCUGUUUCUCCUACAGAUUCGUGUUUUCUUUCUUUGGAAUUUUGUCUUUUCAGACUCGGAAAGGAAAGAUAUCUAGGGAUUGGGAGUGAGCUUUAGAAGAUGGGAGGAGCCCUGAGAGGGAGUGAUGGGUCCUGCCGCCAUGAUGGUUCAGCCGCAUGAGCUCUGACGACACUGCGCCAUGUACAGUGUGGAAGAUCUCCUGAUUUCUCAUGGAUACAAGCCAGCCCGAGAUGUCUCAGCACCACGUGAGGACAAAUCAGAGGGAUGCCGGCCAACGAGGACAAGAACCCGAGCUGACCAACGCCUGUUGAAUGGAUAUGAGGAUGGCCCUACAGCCCAUGCACACAGUAGGACAUCUCUGGGUACAGGAAAUGUAAGCAGCUCUGAAGGCCGCAGCAGCAAGCCAAGAGGCCACGGGGAGCACCAGAGCACUUCUGCUUCCAGAACUCCUGAGGCAGGGUUUUUAAAUCAACCCUCUUUAGCAUGGUCCUCUCAGCCCCAUGUUGGUAGCGACCACACCUACAGGAGCAGAGGAAGGCAGGAGGGCUCCAGGGACCGAGGAGACGUGGAAAUCAGAGGAAUGGCUCAGGCCCACAGUCUACCCAUCCAUGUGAGAGAGAGUCCAUGGGAAGUCGCAGGAAGGACAGAGCAUGUGAUGAGAAAGGCCGUUUGGGAAGAAGAGCUGCGCAUGCCAGGUCCUGCUAAGUGGCAGAAUGUGAGCCUGGAAACCUGGAAGCAGCCAAGGAAGUUAGGGAGGCAAGUGUCUGAUGGUGAGAGAGAGAAAAUGUUCCGGGAUCUGUACCAGUUCGUUCAAGGAGACCACGUGCCCAUAUCUCAGAGCAAAAAGAAAUCCCAGUCAUUGCCUCGAGUUCUUUCUCCUGAGAGCCUGAGUUUCACAGAAAUUCCUGUUUCGCUGCGUGAUGGGCACUUAACGGGUAUCCCCAAGGUGCCACCAUACCCUCCCAGCUGCCCACCGCCUUUGGAACCCAUGAGGAACCUCGAGAAGUCUAGUUCUUCAGGCCCUUUUCCCAGGCCUAAGUUCGGGAAACCCCUUAAGACUCAGUGUCGCCGCUCUCAGCCACAGCCCAAGGGAGAAGACGGAUUUCAGGACCCCCAACCCCGGGAGCCACGUGGCUCCUACCCAACAAGAAGUAAGGAUUCCAGGCAUGAGCUGGGUAUGCUGGAUACUGGCUUGGAGCCUCCAGUGUAUGUGCCUCCACCUUCUUACAAGUCACCCCCCCAGCACAUUCCAAACCCCUACCUUGAAGAUCCUGUGCCCAGGCAUCUGAGCAGCAGCCAGAGUCAACAGCAGCAAGUGCCUGAGAAAGCUGAGGCCAGUUGUCCACUUCUUCCUGGCUCCCUUGCAGCUAGGACCCUCUAUGGUGCCAUGCCUGGCUCUCCCCGUCAAGGUCUUCCUCCACACCCCUAUGUUGCCGCCCAAGGGGCUUCUAUUCAGUACAUCCCAUUUGACGACCCACGGAUCCGACACAUCAAGCUAGCUCAGCCCCCAGAAUUCUACGAGGAGGCAAAGCUUGAUGACAGACCCUACAGCUCUCGCCUCACUGCCCAGGAGACAGCUCUGGGGAGGAGACAGUACGAUGGUGCCCUUUUAUCCCCACAGGACCCAACACCCCCAUCAGUCAGUGAGCAGGGCUUAGCCUUUGCCCGUUCCAGUCCCCGGUGGCUGCAAGGCCAUGUCUCCAUGGACACUGAACAUGGAGGUUUCCCCAGCCAAGCUGAAGAGCGUGUCGUGAGAGAACUAGGGACUGACGGAAGAGACAGCCAGGCAGAAGGUCAUGCCUCUUCCCCACAGCCACAGAGUGAGGGUGCCUGCAAAACCUACACUAAGCUCAGAAAGUUUGAAACUGGAUUUCAAACCAAGAAAAGUUCAAAGAAGAAAACCAGCGCAACCAUAUUUUGUUUGGUUUCUGUGCCAGUUAAAUCUGAGUCACCUCUGCCAGACACGGAUACGAACAACAAUGACUUGAAAUUGGGGGCCGCUAAGGCGCAUGGACUGUGUCAGCGUGCAGCCCUGGAAGAGCAAAGCCUGUUGAGUAUGUCUUCCACCGACCUGGAGCUGCAGGCCCUCAUGGGAAACAUGGCUUGGAGAAGAACAUCCCCAAGGCAAGGUCUGGGGGAGCCAGAAGACUUGAGUCAAACUGAUGACCUCAGAAUCCUCCACCUCACCAAACCCAGCGAGCUCCAGCCUGCUGGCUCAUGGCCAGGCUACCAGUGCAGAGAUCAGCAGACCCAAACCAGUUUCCCUGAAGACACCAAAAGCUCACUUCUCCCCCUUGCCAUAAAACCGGGAGAGCCCGACAAUGCAUCCCUGACCCCAACAUGCCCAGAGCCCACUGAUUCCGAAGUAUGUGUGCAUGCAGCCUCAGCAUCUAGUGACCAAAAUCAGAAGCCCAGUGGACCUCACCUCCGAGGCCAGAUGUCCCUCAGCCCAUCUCAAAACAGUGCUUUCUCAAGGACUUCCUCAGCCAUAAACCAGGCAUCUAUGCCAAAAGGGGCCUCUGGUCAGCCCCCUAGGGCCAGCCCUGUACCCAAGCCAGAGGUGGUGAAGGGGGAGCCUACAGCAGGCCAGUGCAACAGCACACAGCUCUUCGGUCAGUUUCUCUUGAAACCAGUUAGCCGCAGGCCCUGGGAUCUGAUAAGUCAGUUAGAAAGCUUUAACAAGGAGCUUCAGGAAGAGGAAGAAAGCCAUGGGGAUAGUGGUGGGAGCAGUAAUGAGGGCAGCGAGGUGGAACAGCCCCAGGACUGUGCUGACUCCAGAGCUAAAACCCUGAGCCGCCAUGAAACCAGCCAGAAAAAGAGAGCAGAGCCGCAGCCUGCAGCGCCGGCGCUCGAGGCAGGGUUCCAGGCAGAGAGCUGGAGAGAGGAACCAAAACCUGGCUCCCCAAGUGCCCAUCCUCAGUCCCUGGGCCAGUCUCAGGAGGAAGACAGCAGCGGCGUUCUUGUCCAGUGGGCAGAUGAGCGCCUGGUUGCAGAGCAGCAAAGCCAGGAGGUUCCGAAUGGGGUGUGUGAGCGGGACAUUAUUAGUGUGAGUCCUCUAAGCAGAAUGGCUCCCAGUGACACAGAAACAGCCCCCUUUUUCUAUCUGGCAGAACUGAGAGGAAGUCAAGAACUCAACAAAGUCAGCGAUGUUUUAGGGUCUGUGCAGCUGGACAGAGAGACCCCUCCAAAUGUGAAUACUGGUGAGGAAAGAGACACAGAGGUCCUCCUGCCUUUCGCUGACAGGUACCGAGGUCUCUCAGCAUCAGACUUGCGGUCUCUGGGGCUCCCACUGGGACAAGAGCAGAGGGUCUCGAAACCAGAACCUCUGGGUGUAGAGAAUACAGUGGAAGUCCUCCCAAGUGAGUCUCUGCAGGAGAGGGCGGAGAGGAUCCUCGGCAUUGAAGUGGCUGUGGAGUCUCUUCUGCCGGGUGCCAGGAGAGGAGAACAGGGGCAGCUCUCUGAGCAUGGUGCAAGUGCCUGCAGCCCGGAGUCGUCCAGAGAGGACUCGUCUCCCAACCUGGCCCCAUCGGUGAGCACCGAUGCCUUCUAUGGCAGGAGAAAGUGUGGCUGGACUGAGAGCCCCCUCUUUGUAGGGGAAAGGGCCCCCCACGCAUCUGCGUGCUCAGAUGUAGACAGGUUCCCGGGAAGCCAGGACACCGGUCCUGAGCCUGAGAAAAAGGACGGGGAGGCAAAAGCACCCUUCAAGUCCACUCUGUUCCAUUCCAUGGAAAAGACUGCAGGCGUGGCAGGCUCCGAAAAGAAACUCAGAAGCCCUUCCAGAGUGAUUGAGAGUUUACAGGAAAAACUGGUAUCGCCCCCAAGGAGGGCAGACGCAGAUCGCUUGGUGAGAAUGAGGGAGAUUAGCUCCCUGUCUCGGAUGAGGUGUCUGAGCUCCAGGAGUGCAGACUCCAUGGAGGAGCCCGAGCACCUAAAGGCCACCAAGAGUCACGCCUCUCAGGGUGUCAUCCCGCAAGAGGAAAAUGGGCAUCCAGAAGUGCUAAGGAAGAAGCUGUCUGAUCAGGACUUGUGGUGUGCAGAUUCAUAUGAUCCUAGCCGAGUGGAGAGGGUGUGACGGAUGCUGCUGUAGCCCUACCUUGGCUAACGGAGUGUUCUCUGUGAACUCUGGUGUCUCGGUUUUCAGUGUCUCACCUCCUCCCCGCCAGCGGGAAAUGGGCCGUCCCUACAGACUUGUCGUGGAGCUAAAGCCGUGGUGUGCUGACAUCAUGUGUCUUUAUAGCAUGGAUAUAGAAUCCCUACAUUUAGAAAAGAGUUUUCACAUCAGUUCCCCUUCCUGGUGGAUUAGGCCGAGUGGGUCAGUAGCUUGGUGUUAAUCCAGUUUUAUGUGAAAAAUCAAAUAUGGAAGAUACAGUGGGUGAUUUUGAUUGGACCAUAAUGUCACCCAUUCCCUACUGCAUCUACCCAGCCCAUGCUCAUGUUUAGAAGUGUGGCCCAGGCAACUGCCUGGUAUUUGGAUACUUACAGUUUAAGGGGACUAUGAGUGGUGUGUAUGACCCAUUUUUAUUACGCGACCUUUGGCAGCUUGGGGUAACUUGUAAGUAACUGCUACCAGCGGCUUCUUUGUGUUCUGAGGGGUCACACUCACGCUGUAACUUACCUUGGCACUGGAGCCAACACGCCGCGCUCUGCUUUGCACUUGGUCUUCCUAGGUUUUACUUUCUGUGUGAAUGUUUAGAUAUUCUUUAUAUGAAAAAUAAUUGCUGGUUUAAAAUAGACCAUGGUAACAAAGUAACUAUAUUUCUUUUUAUAAAAUUGCUAUUUUUCUAUGAUGUAUAAACAGUUCUUAGGUGGCAGAUUUUUAAGGAAGUGCUAUUUUAUUUAAGAGUCUAUACCCGUGUGUGUGAGGGACCCAAGAGGGCCCGCCUUGGCUCUACAGCCGCAUCCCUGCUCCACCCUCAGCGCUGUUCCUGUGAUUCAGUUUCACAGUGUUAGGAGGACUGAUCACAAGCUCAUCACACUCACGAAGAUGUUCUCACAGAUGGAGCUGUGGGCUCACAUUUCAAGUUGCUCCUCUCCAGUUGACCAACAACUGCCUGGUCAACAAGAAUUGCCAAAACUCCAUCGUUUCAUCUUGUAUUUCUGUGGGGAAUCUGCCCCAGAAAGAAGUGUUUCUCUUGCCCGCCACCUUGCUCCUUUGCAGAAAGAUAUAUUUUUGUCUAGAAUGAUCCUGAUGAAUUAAUCUUGCAUAUUCUAACAAGUGCUUGGAAACAGUACCUAGGCAGCAUUCUCUGCGCGUAUGCCACAAUGGAAGUGUAGGAGGCCCAGGGUUCUACUCCCACAUCUGCCUGCAUACUUGAUGCAUCUUAUGCAUUUCACCCUUCUGAGGAAGGUAUUCUUGCUAGCUAAGAUUUUCCAAAGGUUUUAUCCCCUUCUUUCCUCUCCUCCCUCCCUCCUUUCCUCCCUCCCUCCCUCCCUCCCUCCCCCUCCCUCUCCUUUCUUCUUUUUUGUUUCCCUCUUUCUAUUAAUUUUUUGAGACAUUUUGUUAAUCUGUUUUCAGACGCGUCAGAUUCUUCCAGUGUGCAUCCAUGGCUGGUCUGUCCUCUGACCCGAGACAGACUUUCAUGGCCUUGUAUCUACAGAGCAGAGUCCAGGUCCACAUUGUUGCUCAUGCUCAUCUUAGUCCAGAGCUUGGCUCUCGUGAAAGAGGGUAUGGGACAUAGCCCGGGGGCAGUGGGCUAGCAGGUUGAUGAUCUGCAAUGGUGGUUGAAUCAUCUGUAGACCAAGUGACAGCUGAGCCACCUGCUGAACUCUGUGGGCUGCAUACCCCUCCUUAAAAUAGAGUGAAAGAGGCCCUGUGCCUGUGCCCACACAUGCAGACCCCAGGGCAUGUCUGUGUGCACACUGUGCUGUACUGACUUCCUGUCAAAUGACCAUCAAAAGACUGCUUAGGAGAAGCAGAAGGAUCCUGAAGGAAAGCUGUCGUGCCUUACGUAUCUCAGUCUGGAAUGGGAUGCUCUUCCAUUUUGUCUUGUUUGAAGUCAUAUAUGUCAUGCUUCCCUGCAGCCAUUCAGUCAAAAUAGCAAAUAUUUAUACUUUAACCUCAAUUUUUCCAGAUUUAAGCCCAUAUGAAAUUUUUUUUGGAAGAAAGUGGUAACAUUGAACUUAGUAACUUGAAAAUUUGAUCUUUAACUUUUCAUAUCCAAAGUAAUGAAUAUCUGGCCAAAAAUUGUUUCACUGAGGUCUUGAGUUCAAUACUGACCAUGAUUCCCUAUGUAAACUCCACGCAUGCCCAUGACCAUUGGUGGAAAAUUUUUCGUAUUCUGUGUUUGUCAAUUGUUUUUCUCAUUACACAUGAUUGAUUUUCAAUAAUUCGGAGCUUAUAAAAUUAAAAGUUAUAAUUUUGACCAUUUUAUCUAAAAAUUAUAGCAGGAAUUGUGCCUGUGUUGUUUCUGGAAUUGCAGAAGGGAGGGGGAAAUGGCGGUCUUAGGCCUCUUUGGGGAAAACUUUUUGAAAGAUUGAAGAUGAAGUAGCCUUUACCAUAUUCGAUUGUAUUUCUGUAAUCCCAGGAAACCCUCUAAGGAUGCAGCCAGUCCCUGGAUGGGACCAUCAGAAUUAUUUCCAUAAUUAUAGACAUUUAUUUCCUUUAUUAAUAAAGACCCUGGAUGUGCAUCA